AUGUCCGACGUCACUAUUGAUCUUUCCAAAGUGUCUCAUAUUGUUGUUGAUUGGGACGAAACAAUCACGAAGAUUGCGACAAUACAUCUUCUGGCUGCAGCGGCAUAUCAGAUUAAACCAGAAUUAGAACCCAAAUGGAAAGCUUUGAUGGAAAAUAAUGUUGCUGAGGUCUCAAAAUUUGCCUCAUUAUUUAAGCCCACUACUUUGGCACUGAGCAGCACCCCGGAGCUGGACGCCGAAAUUGAAUUUCUUGAAGGUCUUAAGCCUUUGGAGUAUGGUUUGACUAAAAAAAUAGAGGACUCUCAAAUAUUUAAGGGUUUAAAUCCAGCAGUUUUUUUAGAUCUUAUUCCUCAGAUUGAAUUUAUCGAUGGCUGGUGGGAUUUUGCCAAAAUGGUUGAAUCCGCCGAUGACCCUCCAGGGAUUGUUAUUUUGAGCCAAGGUCUCUCUUCAGAGUUUGUGCGGGCGGUAAUUGAUGCCAAUUAUCCCGAAAAUAAAAUUAUAAUUUAUGGUAAUGAUAUUGACUGGGAUACUGGAAAGAUUUUCCCUGAAGGCUACCAGGUUGACGCCAAAUUUGAAGAAAGUCUCACGGAUCCUGCCGUCGUCCAUGGCUAUGUGCGUAAUAUUACGGACAAGGAGCGCAUUGUAUCUAAACUCAAAAAAGAAGCUUUGAAGGUUGGAAAGGACUUGUGGUAUUUUGGAGAUAGUCCUGUAGACACACUUUCCUUGUUGGUUUCAAGUAGAGGCGUUGUUGUGAACAAUAAGGAGACUUUUGAUAAUCUUACUGAUGAGCUCAAGGUUCCUGAUCUCGGCUAUAUUGCCAACUGGAAUGAAAUUAAAUUUGAAAGCACAUGA
Molecule: messenger RNA, 852 nt
Organism: Magnusiomyces paraingens
Lineage: Eukaryota; Fungi; Ascomycota; Dipodascomycetes; Dipodascales; Dipodascaceae
Exons: 1
Coding region: 1-852 (283 amino acids)
Source: RefSeq, a predicted model, not a curated record